AUGAAAAUGUUGAACCCUGCAAACGGAGAGCAGCUUCAUCUGGCGAACUAUGUGGAGGAUUACCUGGACUCCAUCGAAUCUCUGCCCUUCGAUCUGCAGAGAAACGUCUCCCUGAUGCGGGAGAUCGACGCCAAAUAUCAAGAUAUUUUAAAGGAGCUGGACGAUUAUUAUGAAAAAUUCAAACGAGAGACUGAUGCAGUACAGAAGAGGAGGUUGUUGCACUGCAUACAGAGAGCAUUGAUCCGGAGCCAGGAACUAGGAGAUGAGAAGAUCCAGAUCGUCAGUCAGAUGGUAGAACUUGUUGAGAAUAAAACUAGGCAAGUUGACAGUCAUGUAGAACUAUUUGAAACCUGCCAAGAGAUUAAUGACACAACUGGGAACAGUGGCAAAACAAACCAAGACAAGUCAAAGAAUGAAACAAUCACUCAGGCAGAGAAGCCCAACAACAAGCGGUCUAGACGGCAAAGAAAUAAUGAAAAUCGAGAGAAUUCUUCUAAUAACCAUGAUCACGAUGAUAUCACUUCAGGAACUCCAAAGGAGAAGAAGGCAAAAACUUCCAAGAAGAAGAAGAGAUCCAAAGCCAAAGCAGAGAGAGAGGCGUCCCCCGCAGAUCUCCCUAUUGACCCCAACGAGCCGACAUACUGUCUGUGUAAUCAGGUCUCCUAUGGAGAAAUGAUUGGCUGUGAUAAUGAUGAAUGCCCAAUUGAAUGGUUUCAUUUUUCAUGCGUGGGACUCAAUCAUAAACCAAAGGGCAAGUGGUACUGCCCCAAAUGUAGAGGAGAAAAUGAGAAAACAAUGGACAAGGCAUUAGAGAAGUCUAAAAAAGAAAGGGCCUACAACAGGUAGUUUUGAAAUCUAAGGAGAAUAAAGCCGUGGAAGCAUGUAUUUAUUCUCUGUGUCAUCUUUUGUUGAGGUGCAAGGACUGUAAAAUGUAUAUUUUUAAAGGAAGUUAUAAAUCAAACCAUUCUUGUAACAGGGAUGGCAAUAUAGGAAAUGUU
Euleptes europaea (tarantolino) is the source of this 998-nucleotide messenger RNA. RefSeq names its product inhibitor of growth family member 1 (gene ING1). The record is from RefSeq and is a predicted model, not a curated record. Gene Ontology annotation, biological process: positive regulation of DNA-templated transcription. The transcript has 2 exons. Gene Ontology annotation, cellular component: nucleus. NCBI's taxonomy places the organism in Eukaryota, Metazoa, Chordata, Lepidosauria, Squamata, Sphaerodactylidae. Bases 1 to 846 code for a protein of 281 amino acids.